AUGGGCUCAGAGCAAGGAGGUUGCGUAGCUCGAGGAUGUCAAAUCAACGUUGUGACACGAGGAGGUAAUUUGUCUUUUGAGUGUGUUUCUCCUUUGAUGAGUACUUUACUUUUUUUUCAAAAAACACUGAUCACUAAUUCAUCUUGUACAAGAGCAAUUUUUCCGUGA
Haemonchus placei is the source of this 168-nucleotide messenger RNA. Lineage: Eukaryota; Metazoa; Nematoda; Chromadorea; Rhabditida; Trichostrongylidae. The record is from the annotation of a GenBank genome assembly.